GGUGGGUAUGAGUGCGAUCCGUGCGCUGAAGAUAUUAAAGUGCUCAGUAGUAAAGAUCGAGCAGCUGGCUUCCAGAAGCUAACAAGAAAAUCUGACAGAAUAAGACGGUGGAAAGAGACUUGGUACAAAUUUACCGGUGAAGCUGGAGACAACAUGGCUACUGCGUGAGUACAUGCUCGGUUAUUCUUAUAUUCACCAUUUUCACAUAGACCAUAAUGCAACUUGUUUACCCUCCCCCCCCCGAAAUUUUACAUAACCAUUGUUUUAGAUUUCUCUUUGGACGACUGUAAUACCUUGGAGAAAUUGGAAACAAUGGUUCUGCAAAAUUUUGGGGGGGGGAGGGGGGUAAACAGGUGCAUUAUGGUCUAUGGUAUAUGAAGUCUCAUUCAAAGCGACCCGCUGUAGGUACUCGCUUUCCCUGUAUAUUGUAGUUCAGGACAGUUUGCCUGAGCUGCUUGGCUAGCGCUUAAAUGAUGAUAAGCGGCUGAUCGGUGCUUCAGGCAACUAAAAACUAAUAAAGGCCACAAAGAAUUUGCAGCUUACUCACGUUAUUUCAGUAAGUCAAUAGUGAAACGCGUCCUGACUUACGGCAUAACCCCUCUGAUUUGCGACUUUAAGGGGGCCAGAUGAAGCGGCAGGGAAAUUUUGAAAAUUGCGCGAAACUCUGGAAAAAUUCUGGCGUCACCCCCGGCUGAAACGUUUUGGGACAUUUUCGCUAAUAUCUUUUUCGUUUGGGAUCUGCUAAUAAACAAAAAAUUGGGCAUUUUUGGCAAUUAACUGACCCCAAACAGUUAAUGAGCUUCUGAGAAGUUGGCACAAUACACUGGGUUUGAUUUAACACGAUGGAGAAGAGAAUUAUGACGUCACGUUAUCAUGGUGGCAAAAUUUCUGGAUAACAAAUACAGGUCCUGUAAUAAACACUCUAAAGAGUUGUUUCUUUCAAAUUUCGUCUUAUUCAAAGGGUCAAGUUCCCCUGGAACCUUCACUGAGAAACCAAAACAUACAAGCUAAAGAGGUCUAUAGGGAGCUUAAGCAACGACGACGGCGACGGCAACAAGAACGACAGAAAGCCAAUAGGUUUAGAUUAGUAAAACAACAACUUUGCAAAUGCAUCACACCUUUUUGUACAUUUCGUAGCCUUCGUUGCUCAACUGGUACAUGAAUUCUUGAUUUCACGCGCCCUCUUUAUGGAUGUAGGUGAACACAAAAAAAGAAUUUUUUUUUUCUUCUUUUAAACUUAGAUACGGUCCUUUCGGAUUCAACCCCAGAAGAUUUCCUCAACAUUAGACAAAUUGAAGUUCUAUGAAGUUUGAAACAAUGCGAAUUCACUUUAUGUUUGCGGUUUGUUUCUUGUCCAGAAAUUUGCUACCAUGGCAACUUGAAGUAACGACUUCUCCUCUCUAUUUAACGCAAUUCUAUUAGUUUAACUCUUUAAAUGGAAAUGGAACCCUUUCCUUUAGUAAUUCAAAUGGAACGUACUGCAUAACUCCUCCUUCUUGCGGUGCUAAGUUUCCCGGUUAUCUUGACGGUGAUCACCCGGCUGAUUUGAAAGUUGGAGAAAGCGUGAAGAGAACCGUAUGCUUCUCAAAUGGACAGAAUUGCUGCGUGCGGAGGCAGGAAAUAGAGAUACUGAAAUGCAAAGACUUCUUUAUUUACAAGUUGCCGAAAGUACCCUUCACAAGAGCAAGGUAUUGCGGGAACAAAGGUGAGAUGCCGGGAAAUUUCUGAAUUGACGUAUCAUUCAAAUCAAAGGACCGCACCCCCCCCUCACUGAAGGGCUGAAUUUUGCCCUAUGACGCCCUAUGACCACAUACGAUUGCUGGGAAAAGUUUCCAGUAACUCAGGUUGCGGGUUGUAGGUGCACCUUGCUGGCUGGGAACCCUUUCAUCAGUCUUGCUGGGAGUGAGGAGCACUGGAGAUAAAUGUUUCCCAGCAAUCUCCCAAGAUGUUUAAAAUGGUUUCAGAAAGCUUUAUUCAUGCUUUGCUGUUGUUUUUAGGUCUUUUUCACAAAUUUCUCGUUCGGUGCCCCUGUGUUUUGGGUUUUUUUGGUGUCGUGUUGAUGUCUUGCAAAGUUAUUUUUCACAUAGUACGAUCUUCAUUGCACUGAGUAGUUUGCUUGCACAGCUUAAUAGGUCUAUUCAAAUAGUAGUUAAUUAUAAUAAUUUACUUUAUGUUUAAGGUCAAAAGGAACCUGAAAAGUGCGACGAAAAGGAACUGCUGUUUGGUGAGACAUAAAUUAAAAAAAAUAAAAAAUAAUAAAAAUAAUUUUUGUGCAUUUUCGAACACAGCACUUAUUAAAUACAUCAUGUAGUGUUGACCUUUUUCCUGUCCCUCGAAACGAUCCGAAGAAACUCACACACAUUCCCGUGAGGUAAGGCGCCUAAUAAGCAUGAUCCAGUAAGCCAAUGAGAAAGCUAGAAAUGUAUUUUACAAAGUAUCCCUCUAUUGCAAAUGGAAGUAAGAAACCUACUGACGCAGAGCCCAAUUCUAGACUUUACACCUUUGAUCAUAUGCUUAAGGCCUAUCUCCCGAAUUGUUUGCUAAUUCGUAGGACUGUCCAAGAAAUACGCUGCCAAAUCAUGUAAGGACAUUCAAGAGAAACGUCAAGACGCCCCGUCUGGAGUAUACUGGAUUCAACCCGAUGGUGAUAACCCGGUCCAGGUUUACUGCGACCAGGAAACAGACGGCGGAGGCUGGACACUGGUGUACAGCUACACCUUCGCAAACUUUAAGUAAGACACUUUGAUUCGAAAAUUUAUUGACUGUUUUAUCUAUCGUGUUUUUACAGUAAGUUAUUUUUGCUUAAGCAAAAUUUUAAAAGGAUCAGUUAAAACAUGAUAAAGGGUAGGAUAAAGCAAAUCCCGCGUUCUGAUUGGGUACUGGGGUAUACUCAUCGCUCCCCUGUCAACAGUCAGCGAUCUGACCAAUCAGGUCAUGAUACCAGAAUCUGAAUCCAAGCUCCCCCGGUUUUUUUCUCUGCCAGUCCACUCUCUUUUCGCUCCCUCCACUUGGGAGACUUCUUCAAUGCCUUCCCUCCCCAACUUCCCAGGCUAUGGGUCUAGCCGUUUUACUUGACGUUUAGUCAAUAACACAUAUAUUUUAAAGGAUUAUAUUGACAAUGGUGAUAACUGUUAUUCGCCAGGUCUUUCAAGUCCGGCUCCAACGCGGUCACGCCGCGCCCAAACUGGCCAAUCAGCCCGACUUACGGAAACAUAAUCAUCUCUACCACCCCUCCAGUAAGCGAAACAGACUACAACGCCAUGAACUUCAACUACUGGAAAAACCUGGGUCGCGAGUUCAUGAUCAAGUCCAACAUUAACCAUUGGAUCUCUUGCAAGUAAGAAUUCUCCACUUCAGAAACUGUGAGGAGAAUGAGUACAAGCUUUAUGUGCAGUGAUUUCUGGGAAGGACAAGUGUUAGUUAUGAUUGGUCGAUAACAUUCGAAGCUAUCUUUUACUCAGCAUAAGUAAAGGUGGCCCAACAAAAUGAUCCCAGAAAUCUUUACGCCGAUUCCCCUCAGUUUUUGUGAAUGGAAAAUUUGCUUUGGUUUUGCGAAAUAAUCUUGUUAUCUCUUGUCCGUUUGUUUAUGUCAAACUCAGAAAACCGUAAACACCUGGAAAAUUUCAGGAAUGUUGAUUGGGUACUGGCCAAUUGCAAUAAAGUUCAGGAUACGCAAGCAAACCUCAAAACCACAAACUAAUUACCGUUACUGCUUGCGGUUUAGUUAUCUUGCGCCUUAUUGGCUAGGAAAUUUCUCGCAACACAAUAACAUUCCAUAAAUAUUUCUGGUGUUCACGGUUUUGUGAGUUUCACAGUAACUGGUUUAUUUGUUUGUUUGUUUGUUUUUUUACUUUGUACAAUCAGCAAAUUGUUUGCAGCGCUAAUUUAAAGAAAGCGUGCAGUCACUUUGGAAAAAAAGUUACGUUGAUUACCUCAAAUGAAAGUUUAUACAUUAAAGUAAAUGUUUUCCCGACCAACCCUUGAGAGCUUAAUCUAGUGAAGGUGACGCAGUAGAGUAGGUUAACAAAACAAAAUGUCUGGUUUAUGAGCUUGGACUAGUGUAUGUACUAUUCUUCAGCACCGGACGAAAAAAUGGAUUUGCACAAAUUUGCUCCUUGCAAAUGUGUCGCAAAUACUGAGGAGUAAAUAUAAGGAGUAAAUAACUAGGCAAAUGUGGCAUUUACCAUGUUUGCCUCAGUAUUUAUAUAUUUGCGACAUGUGCAAGGAGCAAAUUUAUGGAAAUCUAUUUUUUCGUCCCGUGCAGGUUUUCUUUAAAAUGUUCCUUCGGGGACUAUUGAUUCUGCAUUGAAGGUGUCAGAACAGUGUCGUCUUCAAGACAAAGUCGUCUACAUACAUCCUUUUCCUUUGAAACACCGACAAUUUUUAUGGUCGAUGACAGGGAAAUAUACGCGGAAACAUUAGACGCGCAAAACGUGUAAAAAGUUUAAUGAAUCUCGAAAGCGUGACACCACAUUUCCCACUAGCUGGAACCGAUCGCGUCAGCUAGUUUCCCAUGCAGUCUUUCUAUUAUCCAUGGUGCUAGUCACUAUAAAGUUCAUAAUAAAGAGACUCAAAACAGCGGUAAACUUUGAAUCCUCGUUUAUUCUCGUUGUAUCCUUUCUGUAAGGGAUUUCCUGGUAUGUAUUGUGCAGGGUAAACAAAUAACGCUGAUUAUUUAUAUUUUUACCUUACAGGGAACAAGGUGGAAGUCUGGUGGAGUUUAAAGGUGGUAAUAUCCAGUGUCGAAACAUAAAGAACGUUGCGUCCAAAUGUCAGAACUAUGUCCCGGACAAAAUUCAGUUUGAGUCGGCUGGAAACCCACCCGGCUCCAGCCUGGGCCCGGAUCUCUAUCGGUCUCAGAGUUCUACUUGGCUGAAGGAAUAUUACUACCUUGAAGGAAGUACGAAGACCAAUAAUUGGCCUACCCAUGAUCCUUGUGGUACCAACAGCGAUAGAAACCAUCUCACCAACGUGGCUAACCCCCACGGGAACAUUUACAUCCGGGAGUAA
This is a messenger RNA of Porites lobata, 5010 nucleotides long. The record is from the annotation of a GenBank genome assembly. NCBI's taxonomy places the organism in Eukaryota, Metazoa, Cnidaria, Anthozoa, Scleractinia, Poritidae.